Phacochoerus africanus (Common warthog) is the source of this 1069-nucleotide messenger RNA. Its product is annotated as membrane-spanning 4-domains subfamily A member 6A-like. Gene Ontology annotation, biological process: cell surface receptor signaling pathway. Gene Ontology annotation, cellular component: trans-Golgi network; plasma membrane. Bases 189 to 923 code for a protein of 244 amino acids. The record is from RefSeq and is a predicted model, not a curated record. The transcript has 7 exons. Lineage: Eukaryota; Metazoa; Chordata; Mammalia; Artiodactyla; Suidae.
AAGUAUCACAUCCUCUUAGCUGUAAACACUGAACUAAGUAAGGGCCAGUGACUUUCAGAAGAUGAAGACGGGUAGAAAAUUCUGCCAGGACUGCGUGAGACCCCAGAGUUAAAAUCCCGUGGGAGUUUCUAACCGCUCAGCUGGAGGCAGCCCACCGGGACCAUAGGCAAAGCACAGAAAUCGCCACGAUGAUCUCACAACCCACAACCAAGGAGAACAUUAUAGUUCUCACACCAAGUGGUAUCAACUUCCUCGAAACAGAGAAAUCUAAACCCACCAACCAGAAGCAAGACAGUGUGAAGCAAUGUCUAAAGGCAGAGGUCAAAGUUCUUGCAACUAUCCAGAUCAUGUGUGGCGUGAUGAUAUUGAGUCUGGGAAUCAUGUUGGCCUCUGCUUCCUUCUCUCCGUAUUUCACCCACAUAUUUUCCAUCCUGGUGAAUGCUGCUUACCCAUUCGUAGGAGCCUUUUCCUUCAUCCUUUCUGGAUCACUCUCGAUCAUCACAGAGAAGAAAUCAACUAAGCUGUUGGCUCAGAGCAGCCUGGCUGCAAACGUUCUGAGUUCUCUAUCUGCUCUAUCGGGAUUCAUUUUCCUCUCUGUCAGACUGGCUGCUUUGGGUCCUGCCUUUCAGACAUGUAAAUUAAAUGAAGAAAGAUCACCUCAUGCUUAUUUUCCUUUCUAUGAACCGUUUCAACAAGACUGCUCCACGGCCAAAUCUAUUCUGGCUGGAACUAUGUCUAUGAUGCUGAUUUGUACAGUGCUGGAGUUCUUUCUAGCUGUGCUCUCUGCUGUGGUUUGGUGGAAACAGUCUUACUCUGAUUUCCCUGGGGGUGUGCUCUUCCUGCCUCAGAAUCACAAGAAUAAAUCCAGCAUGUCUCCAAAGGCACUUCAUGACCCUGAUUAUGAAGAACUAUUGGCUUCUUAGAGGGAAAUAGUCAUCAGAAAUUUGGUUUGAUGAUGAUAUAUGAAAACCAACCAAGAAAUCCAGCCCAAGAAAACAAAGUUUGAGCUGCUUGAAAUGUAGGCUUUUAUUUAGUGAGUAUUAAAAAAGAAAAUGUUUUCUUAUCAUCA